Effrenium voratum is the source of this 3114-nucleotide messenger RNA. The record is from the annotation of a GenBank genome assembly. Lineage: Eukaryota; Dinophyceae; Suessiales; Symbiodiniaceae.
AUGUCCUUGGAUUGGUUGAACCAUUGGCGUACAUGUUUCGCUCAAAGGAGAAAGCCUGCAGAUGCUGGACAAGAUGAGCAGAAUUUGAUUGUCAAGGCAGGCGCUUUGCAUCCGUUCUUUGGCGGCGAUUUGCCCAACGUGCAUCUUGCGCUUCGGCACCAGGCCCCGCAUCCUUACCCAUCAAGAGCGAUUCCGUCGCGAGCUCUCCAGGAGGAGGACUAUGUUGAAGCAGUCUCUGCCCUCAUUGAGAGAGACUUCUUUCCAGACCUGCCUCAUUUGCGAGCUCGGUAUGAGCUGAUGCAAGCUCGACUUCGCGGUGACACGGCCCUCGUCAGGGCAUUGGAGAAGAAGCUGCUGGACAUGCCCAGACCGACUCCAGGACAGACGCCAAGGACGCCGCAGGCCGAGACACCGAACCCAUCCACCCCCAUGGCCGCAGCCAACGCAGCUGCUGCACGACUGAGUGCAUGGGAAAGAGACGAUGCAGAAAGUGUCGUCAGCGGGAAUCUCAUGAGCAUGGCCAACCAUCAGCAGGUUUUGCUGCGACUCACCAGCGGUCGCGAGGUCCUGGUGGACCUUUCAACAGUCCGUUUGGAUCAGUUUCAGCAAGUGUUUACAUCAGAAGAUAACGCCUCCUUUGAAGCUGUUUUGGACAGAGACAAGGAACGGCGCAGACAGAAGGAAUGGUGGGUCGAGAACUCGGAAGAGAAGCAUAACACAACGUGCAAGCAGCUGUCUUUGGAGUUUCAGAAGGAAGAGGCCUGCAGCACCGGUGCUAUUAUGACCUGCGAGUUUCAGGCAAGGAAUACCUUCUACUUCAAGCCCCGAGGCGAGUCUCAGAUCCCCAUGGACAAGCCACUUGUGGAGUCCAGAAACACGCGUUUCACAACGCAAGAGCAAUCAGAUUUGGACGAGACUUUGAUGGCCGCUCUUGCUGCGCGCCAGGCGCGUGAGAAUGGCCAGAAGUUAUCAGAGGUCUUGGCGAAAAUGGUGAAGGAUGGCACAUUUUCGAUCGCCUCCCUGCACAACUACGGCCAUGUGCGAGCAGUUGGUGGAAGAUUGCAGACACCUUUGGGGGGACCGUCUUUUCCCAUGGUCAACACUCCGGCAUUCCUUCCCGGUGAGAAUGGUUUCUCACCAUUGAUGACAUUUGGAAAGAUUGCUUCUACUCCCCGGGUGUUGGAGGAGGAAGCCGGUCCUUCCUUCCGAGUGCAGGAGGAAUCCGCGAGGGAUCGAGCUGCGGAGAAGCUGGCCAAAGGAGCCAUGCAAAGGCAGCGGGAGUCCAAGCAAAACUCCAAGAAGGAAAGGCUGAAAGCACUGGGGCUAACACCCAACUCGGCGACUCCCUCGGUGCGGACCACCCCGGCCUCAGUUGCCUCGAAGGUAACACCCAUGUCGCCCAUUGGACAGCUUCUGCAACGGGCGCAGAGGAUGGCUCAGCGCGGCGGCCGUCUGAAGAUCGGAGCUUCGGAGGGAAGAGAGGCAGCAUGGCAGAGGUUGACAUGGAGAAGAUCCGGCGAGUACACUGGGUGGGGCACAGCGAGUGCGUUCUGGAGCGGACCACCAGGAAAAUCAGCCUCACCAAGGACGCCAAGCGUCUCAAGCGGGACUGCCAGAAAGGUACGGCCCGUUAGCGUCACUCCGUCUCCAAAUGCGUCGGAGAAGGCAACUCCCAGGCUAGAGGAGAACGUCCCAGUUCCGGAUGCCCAACCAGCCAAGCUCGACGCGAAUCAACCUGACACGCAGCAAAGCACUUGCGGCGAAGUCGAGUCGGCACAUCAAGGGCUCUCCUCAGAGGAGAGCAUGGCGGGAACUUCGGUGGAGGUCAUCAGCCUGACGCUGCAUGAACAGCAGUCGCAGGGAGGGAGCACCUGCCAUUCCACAGAAGCGCUAGCCAUCCAGUCAGCAGCCUCAGAGGGCCCAAGCCUGUCAGAAGCUGCUCGCAGUAUCAUCGCAUCAAAACAAGACGUGUCCGCAGCGCUGACAGCAUGUCCGUGCACAGGCCCCUCAGUCUCGCCAAGCGAAGGUCUUGGGGCGUUGGCAGCUUACGCGCCAUUGCCGCAAGGCAUGUCGCACCUGGUGAAGGCCCCGGUGUUUGCGGCAGCCUCACCUGCUACAAGGACUCGAGCUUCUCCUGUGGGCUCCACCCGCAUUGCGCAACCCGAGGUGCCAAGCAAGUCAGGACUGAGCUCACCUGGAUCGCAGAAGCACGAGCUCGGGCAGGCAGCUGGAGGUUCAUGGAGCCAGCCCUCCCGGCAGACGUGGUCACCUCGUGUGGUGCCUCCGGCCUCGCCCCUUCUGUCUGGUGCAGGCUUCGUAUCAACUCGGCAGACGUGGUCGCCGCGCGCGCCAAACGCUCAGGAGCUUCCCUCACCGGCCAAGGCAGGAAGCUGCACGCCCUCAGCACCCUCAGCACCCUCGACACCCUCGCGGCCCGUCGUUGUUGCUGGCAGUAUGACGCCCACAACUUCGCUACACGCUGUACCAGUGGGCGUGCCAACUGCUUCACCUUCAACAUUUGCUCCAGCUGCGAUGUCAUACUUGCCCUCACAGUCAGCCACACCGACGCUGCCCGUCCGACGUGCGGAGCAGGGAGCCGUCGCUUCGCCAAGGUAUGGCCUGAGGCCAGAAUCUGUAUCGGGCUAUGCCUCCGUGCCGAUGCCGCCAAGGGACUACCCUGCUUCCCCUGCAAAUGCGCUGGCAUCGCCGGCAAGUGCUCAGCGUCGAAUUCCAGGCUUUAGUGGCAUUGGCUACGCCCCAGUACACCAAGUUCAUGUUUCGAAGUCUCCGGCGCUGACGUCAAACUUGUCAUCGAUGAUCCCCUUUCUGACUUCCAACGCGGGCACAGCAACAGGAACGGGUCUUCACUACCCGCCGAAUGCCCCACUAAGGGGCAGCCGCCAGCCUGAGUCCAUUGCGGAGGUUAUGCCGCCCAAGCUGGCCAAGAUUCUGCAUGCCGAUGUUUCCCCGCGCUACAAUGUGUCCAAGGCGGGCACGUUGCAGGUGCGGCAGCAGCGCUUGGCCGCGCGGCCGACCCGCACCAACGAUGCCGAGGACAAGGAUGGCUACUGGGAGGUAGCAGAAGGCAAGCAGGAGUACAUCUACACCGUCUAA